Messenger RNA from Macrosiphum euphorbiae (potato aphid), 2007 nucleotides. Lineage: Eukaryota; Metazoa; Arthropoda; Insecta; Hemiptera; Aphididae. The record is from the annotation of a GenBank genome assembly.
AUGGAAAAAGAGCUGAGAUUAUUAAGAAGGCAACUUAGUAUGACACAAAAUCAUUUAUUAGCUGCAAUGAAGACGUCACUGUUUCCGGUUUCACCAACUGAUUCACCACAGUUAUUACCAGAGACUCCGGCGCCUUGCUCUUCUCAAAAAGUUAAAGACACGAUAGAUAAAUGCGAAGUGAUUGAAGUCGGAAUCGUGUGUGCUGGUUAUAAUUCUACACGUUCAGUAGUAACGCUAAUCAAAUCAAUACUAUUUUAUCGUAAAAACCCAUUAAGAUUUCAUUUCGUCGUUGAUGUUAUAUCAAGAAAAAUUUUAAAAACUUUGUUCGAUACUUGGAAAAUACCCCAAUUGGAAAUAGAGUUUUAUCCAGCUGAAAAAAUAAUAUCCGAUGUUUCUUGGAUAAAUAAUAAGCAUUAUUCUGGGGUCUAUGGUUUGAUGAAACUAUGCUUAACUCAAGUAUUUCCAGACACGUUGAAACAGGUCCUUGUUUUGGAUACAGAUAUUACUUUCGCAACGGAUAUUGCUCAGUUGUGGUCCAUGUUAAAAAGUUUUAAAAAAGGACAAGCUUUAGGGUUGGUCGAGAAUCAAAGCGAUUGGUAUCUUGGCAAACUAUGGAAAAAACAUAAGCCAUGGCCUGCGCUCGGCCGAGGUUACAACACGGGUGUGAUAUUGAUGGACUUACGAAAAUUACGUUUAAUUGGAUGGAACGGAUUAUGGAGAUCUGUGGCAGUAAAAACUCUAGUGACACAUUACUGGACCAGUCUGGCUGAUCAAGACAUUUUUAACACGAUUAUUAAAGAACGGCCGGAACUUCUAUACCCCAUGCCAUGCCAAUGGAAUGUCCAACUCAGCGACAAUACUAGGAGUGAACUGUGUUACGCUGAAGUUAUCGAGCUAAAGAUUAUUCAUUGGAAUUCACCCAAAAAGCUAAAAGUUAAAAACAAACAUGUUGAAUUUUUUCGAAAUUUAUAUCUUACUUUCCUGGAGUACGAUGGAAACUUGCUUCAGAGAGAAUUAUUUGGUUGUAAUUAUUCAUCUACUAUUCAAGAUGUACCGGAAAUUAGUGAAGAUGAUCUUUGUUACGAGUUCAGAAGAGCUGGCAUGGCUAGUCUAAGGACUCACUUAUAUUUUUUAGAUUUCGAAUACCAGUCAUCACCAGACGAAUGUGACAUUACACUGGUCGCCCAGCUAUCGAUGGAUAGACUCCAAAUGGUUGAAAUGUUAUGCGAGUAUUGGGAUGGUCCAAUAAGUUUAAGUCUUUAUAUGUCCGAUGCUGAAGCUCAACAGUUUUUGAGCUACGCUCAAAAUUCUGAAGUGCUAAGGAAUCGUAAAAAUAUUGGAUACCACGUAGUUUAUAAGGAAGGGGACUUUUACCCUAUAAAUUUACUGAGGAAUGUUGCUUUGGAAAAUGUCGUAACACCCUAUGUAUUCUUAUCUGACAUCGAUUUCUUGCCAAUGAGCGGCCUAUACUCGUAUUUGAAAAAGUACAUAUUUAUAAUGAACAUCAAGUCUUCCGAUAAAGCGUUAGUCGUACCUGCCUUUGAAACUCAAAGAUAUAGAACUGCAUUUCCGCAAACAAAAGCCGAUAUACUGAGAAUGUUGGACGACGGAGCAUUAUUCUCAUUUAGAUAUCAUGUGUGGCCAAAAGGGCACGCGGCAACAAAUUACGCCAAAUGGAAAGGAUCUACUGUUCCGUACAAAGUAUCAUGGGAACCAGAUUAUGAACCCUAUGUAGUGGUACGCAGUGAUGUUCCAAGAUAUGAUACCAGAUUUGUGGGUUUCGGCUGGAACAAAGUGUCGCAUAUCAUGGAACUCGAGGCUCGAGGGUACACUUUUAUUGUUCUUCCAAAUGCGUUUAUAAUUCAUAUGCCUCACGCACCGAGUUUUGAUAUUGCCAAAUUUCGAGGGUCAUCUCAAUAUAGAAGAUGUUUAAAAAUUCUGAAGAACGAGUUCAUAGAAGACUUACGCAUAAGAUAUUCAAAACGAUUGAAUCACACCGAGAGUUAA